AUGGCUGUCGGCGCCCUCUCUACUACGCUUGGCUCGAUGCUCAUCGGAGGCUUCUUUUCUUCCUUUUUGGGCGGCAUCGUUGCAAUCGAGGUUGCUGCCUACUUUCGCGUCUACAAGACCGAUUCGCUCGGCUUCAAGGCGCUCGUCCUCACAGUCUUCGCUCUCGAUCUUUUCCACACCGGGUGCAUAUGGGCUGCGAUGUGGGAGUAUGUGAUAACGAAUUGGGGAACCACCUCCAAGCUCGAUUUCAUUCCUUGGAGCAUAUCGCUCACGGUCCUGGUUACGGCCCUCGUGACUUUCCUGGUCCACUGCUUUUUUGCACAUCGCAUAUUCCGCCUGAGCAAAGGCAAUUGGUAUAUGGCGGGUCCCGUGGUUUUCUUCGCCUUUCUGCGACUUGUGGCUGCUACUGCAUCAACAGUAGAAAUGUUUCACUACCAGAGUUUUCGCGUCUUUGUGGCACGUGUUCGCUGGGUGUUCACACUGGGUCUCUCCUUCUCGUCCUCUGUCGACAUUCUCAUCACCGCCUUGUUCCUAUACCUCUUCAGGGGAAGCCGAAGACCUGAAGGUUCUCAUCUGAACAAGGUGUUGGACCAGCUGGCUCUAUACGCAUUUGAGACAGGUAGCCUGACCUGUAUCGGAACCGUUGUUUCAAUGAUCUGUUGGGUGACGAUGAACCGGUCUAAUCUCGUCUUUCUCGGUUUGCAUUUCGCCAUUGGCAAGUUAUACGCCAUUUCUCUGCUCGUGACACUCAACACGAGAGAGAGCGUACGUCGCAGUCGUUCGACAGGGUCGACGGCAGAUCGUGGGGCCGUCCUCAUUUUGGAGGCCCGUUCAAACAAAAACCACCGCUCAUCGAGUCCAUAUUUCGCAGCGGCAAUGUCGCAGACCAAAACUGAGGUUCAAAUCGCAGUCGAACGCAACGUACAAUAUGAUUUGCGGACUGACCAGAGUCAUCUACAACAGCCAGAGCCCAAAAGAAACACUGUAAGUUAG
This is a messenger RNA of Mycena indigotica, 993 nucleotides long. RefSeq lists its product as uncharacterized. NCBI's taxonomy places the organism in Eukaryota, Fungi, Basidiomycota, Agaricomycetes, Agaricales, Mycenaceae. The transcript is spliced from 11 exons. The coding region runs from base 1 to 993 and encodes 330 amino acids. The record is from RefSeq and is a predicted model, not a curated record.